ACCCCCGCCCCUCCGCUCCUGAAGAACAUUGAGAAUGGCCCCCAAGUCUGGCCAGGGGGUUGAAGAAGCCGAGGAAGAGGCUCUCCUGUCCCCCACAGAGCGAGAGUCUGUCAGUGGUCACCUGGGACCUCCAGCAGGCGCACCCGCAGCCCCCGAGACCCCCACAUGCCUGCCAGACACCACGCCCCACCCCACACGGGCGGCCUGCUCUGCUGACCUGCAGGGCUGCUGCUGCUGCUGCUGCAGGUUGGCUCUUGAGUCGCUGGACCCUCGCACACUGCGGCUGCUGUGGAAGCAGCGAGAACUGGAGAUCCAGGCCUUGCGGUGGGCCGUGCAGAAUGGCAAGGACACCCGGCUCUGCCACAUCCUGGAGGAGGUGGCGGGGAUUCCACCCAAGAGGAGCUCCUACAGUCAGGAGAAGUUCCUGCAGAACCAGGUCCAGACGCUGACCCUGGAGUUGAAGGAACAGAAGGAGCGAGCCCAGUGGGAGAAGGAGCACCUGGAGGAGCGGCUGUUGCAGACCACCCGCAUGCUCCAGGAGGUGGAGGCUGAGCUGCAGAACUUGCAGAAGUCCUGCCUCCUGCAGCUGGCCCGCUCCUCGUGGGUGGGCCACAUGCCACGAUCCCAGACUGGCAGUGUGGAGGUGGUGAUGGCAGAGACUCUGAUGGACCCAAGUGACCUCUCUGAAAACAUUCAGGUCCCCACUGGGGAGGGCUUUCGGCUGGAGGACGUGGACUGGAACAGCAUUGCCCACCGGUACCCCAACCUCUUCAUCAGCCUGGAGCCCAGCUCAAAGCAAAAGCAGCCCCGGCCCUGGCCACAGCUGGACACGGGGAGCUCAGAGUCCUCUGGAAAGCACUCUGAGCGGCAUCACAAGACCGUGGAGUGGGGCUGCCUGCCCUGUCUGAACACCAGCAGCUCAGGGGGCGCUGACUCCGACUCCAGCAGCUGUCAGCGGGGCCUGCCUUCCCUCGUGCAGGCGGUAGGGCACCCACCCCGGGACCACCGCGCUUCCUCCAAGCAGGCGCUGGUGCAGGCCAGGAGCUCCAGCAGGGACUUGGAAGAUCUCCAGAAAAUCCACUCACCCAGGCAUGGCGAGCCAGUCCUGGCGCCCCAACCCUGCACAGACCCUGACCAUCGGAGCCCGGAACACCUGCAGAGCCCGACAGGCCUGAAGAUCGUGGCGGUGAGCUGCCGGGAGAAGUUCAUCCGCAUCUUCAACCCGUCGCAGGAGAGCACGGCCGACCUGAGCGGCAUGGUGCUGAAGCAGCUGGUGCGCGGCUUGCCGGAGCGCCUGUACCGCUUCCCGCCGGGCACGCUGCUGGCCCCGCGGCACCACAUCACGGUCUGGGGCGAGGGGACCCGCAGCACCAAGAAGCCGCCGCGCGCGUCCUCGGGCCGGGAGCCCGUCCCCCUCCUCUCCAGCCGCGGCUGCGCGACGCUGCUCCUGAGCCCCAAGGGCGAGGUCCUCAGUGAGCACCAGAUCCCACGCCGCAAGACUCCGGCCCCGAGGGUCUUCGACGACGGCACCGACUUGUCCAUCGACCGCUUCCCGCUCCCUGAAGUCGGGCCCGGCGCUGACACCUGCAAGCCACCGCGCCCACCUCGACCCCUGCGCAAAGGCCGGGUGCGGGAGCCCCGGGUCAGUCGCCGGAGACCAAGGACGCGGGGCCUGCUGCCCCCAAUGAGCUCGGCGAAACUCUUCCACGCGCGGGAGGGGCCCGCGCGGCCCGAGAACCCCGAGAUCCCCGCGCCGCAGCACCUGCCCACCAUCCCAGGUGACCCCACCCUGCCGUCGCCUCCCGCAGAGGCCGGGCUGGGGCUGGAGGACUGUCGGCUCCGGAAGGAGCACCGAGUUCGGGUGUGCCGGAGGAGCGUGGACCGGAGCUGCCCCCUGGUGGCCCUGUCGGUGCAGAGCACGGCGGAGAGCAGAUUCGGCUUCCGCUUCCUCAGUUGCCUGCCGGUCACCGCGGACACCUGCCGCGGCGCCUAGGAGCGGAGGAGCGGGCCGGGACUGCGAGGGAGGGCGCGGGCGGGCUCGGGGGCUGGGCGGGCUGUGUCCGCUGCAUCAUUUAUUGAACCAACGUGGCCUACAAAGUAAACCGCAUUUCUGUA
Messenger RNA from Chlorocebus sabaeus (green monkey), 2115 nucleotides. RefSeq names its product lamin tail domain containing 2 (gene LMNTD2). Gene Ontology annotation, cellular component: lamin filament. Gene Ontology annotation, molecular function: structural constituent of chromatin. The record is from RefSeq and is a predicted model, not a curated record. NCBI's taxonomy places the organism in Eukaryota, Metazoa, Chordata, Mammalia, Primates, Cercopithecidae.